This is a messenger RNA of Triticum urartu, 1495 nucleotides long. RefSeq names its product alkane hydroxylase MAH1. Lineage: Eukaryota; Viridiplantae; Streptophyta; Magnoliopsida; Poales; Poaceae. Gene Ontology annotation, molecular function: oxidoreductase activity, acting on paired donors, with incorporation or reduction of molecular oxygen; iron ion binding; monooxygenase activity. The record is from RefSeq and is a predicted model, not a curated record.
CCGCAAGGUCGAGCGCGACCUGCUCCCGCUGUUCGCCCACGUCGCCGGCGGCGGCACCGGCGUGUGCGACCUGCAGGACGUGUUCCUCAGGCUGACGUUCGACACGACGACCACGCUGGUGUUCGGCGUCGACCCGGGCUGCCUGGCCAUCGGGUUCCCGGAGGUGCCGUUCGCGCGCGCCAUGGACGAUGCCAUGGACGUGCUCCUCGUCCGCAACGUGCUCCCUCCGUCCUGGUGGAAGCUGGUGCGGUGGCUCGGGGUCGGGCACGAGCGGAAGAUGGCCGUCGCGUGGCGCGACAUCGACCGGUUCAUCGGCGACACGAUCGCCAAGCGGCGGGAGGUGGUGAAGGCAAGAGGCGGCAUCGAGGACUCGGCGGACCUGCUCUCCUCCUACAUCGACGACGACGAAGAUGCUAGCACGGUCGUCGACGCCUUCCUCCGCGACACGACCAUGAACCUCAUGCUCGCCGGCCGGGACACGACCGGCUCGGGCCUCUCCUGGUUCUUCUACCUCCUCACGAGGAACCCACGCGUGGUGUCCAAGAUCCUCGCAGAGCUCGACACGGUCAACUCCACCACCACCCCGGACGGCAUGGUGACCUACGACCCGGACGAGCUGGGGCGGCUGGUGUACCUGCACGCGGCGCUGUGCGAGUCGCUCCGGCUGUACCCGCCGGUGCCGAUGGAGCACAAGGGCGUGGUGGCCGCGGAGGCGCUGCCGAGCGGGCACGAGGUGCGGCCGGGGGACAAGAUCAUGGUGUCGCUGUACGCGAUGGGGAGGAUGGAGGCGGUGUGGGGCAAGGACUGCCGGGAGUUCCGGCCGGAGCGGGGGAUCGGGGAGGACGGCAAGCCGCGGUACGUGCCGUCGUACAAGUUCGUGUCCUUCAACUCCGGGCCGCGGACAUGCCUCGGCAAGGACAUGGCGUUCGUGCAGCUCAAGGCGGUGGCGGCCGCCGUGGUGAGGAACUUCGAGGUGGAGGCCGUGCCCGGACACGUCGUGGAGCCCAAGAUCUCCAUCAUCCUCCACAUGAAGAACGGCUUCAAGGCCAGGAUCAAGAGGAGGAAGAUGCUUUGAUUAAAUGGUGAAUUCGGAGCAAUAGUGUGCCUGGUGAUCGUGAAAGAAAGAUGCAUGGAGUCAGCGAAUUUGUAGACCGAUCGCUGACAAGUGACGCCGCAUGUAGCUAGAAGGAAAAAUCUAGUGUCGAACUGUUGAAUGUAUCGUGUUGCCCACUUGGCCAGUAGCAAGUCGUAGUCACUGUUGUCGAUCUCAAAUCGAUCUAGUGUCAACUGGUGGUACUCACUCGGUACUGAAAUAUGCAACGACCUGGGCUAGGCCCAUCCAUUGCGCAGCAUGUGGCCAGUGGGCCGGCCCGUGAGGCCUGUAAUGUACACUACAUAUAGCAGUGUUGCGUGUGCGUGUGGGGCAUGAGGAUUGUAAUGACUGAAUCUCUGUAUCCCUAAUCCCAGAGCCUUCCUCUGUUCUUCUUCUUCCCCA